AUGGCCCGUAACGACUCCAGCACUCUCUCGGGGGCUGUACGCUCACCGCGCCGCUCUCGUGGCCUCGGAUUACCCUAUACCCGUGAGGGCAACGGGAACGGCGCCCUUCCCUCGGCGUACCCUCAGCACGGGCUGCGCACGUCGCAGUCCAUGUCGAGCCUGCGUCGCUCAGGCUCGAACUCUGAAGGCUUACUUUCGGGCAUCAAGAGCAUGUUCUCCCGUCCACUUGCUUGGCUCGCGACGCCGACUAGGCCGCAGCCUCGGCAGGGCCCGCAGGGUACCAAGCGCGACCACCUCUCGCCCGACCCCGAGGACCCGCCAAGCCCGUCUACGCGCCGCGCGACCAAGCGCGCUCGACGCGGCUCGGAUGACAAGCGCAAAUCGCCGAAGCAUAUCGGGCCGUAUGAGCCCACUACGUCCACCCUUCCCCCGCUCCCCGCGACCAUCUCGCUGUCGCGCCCACGCUCCUCGCUCGCCUCUUCCGCAAGCAUGCCCUACCUCGACCCGCCCAAGUCGCUGCUCGGUCCAUCGUCGCCGCGCGCGAGUCUGCGUCCGCGUGGCUCGCUCUCGCGUUCCUCGAGAAUGGAAUUGAGCGCGGACGAGUUUGGGUUGUCGGCUGGCACCAGUGCGACACCCGACCGUCGUCGCACGCUCAGCGGAGCCCCCGAGGGCUGGAGCCCUAUGCGGGAUAAGACCCCGCGCGCGUCGCUGGCUGCACCCCCGUUCGCGCCGGCCUCUGGCUCGCGUGGCAUCGCGCGUAGCCAGACUCUCACCAACGUCCGUGCGGACGCGUCGGACGUUAGCAUGUCCAGUAUGCGUGUGGGCAGUGGGUUCGGGACGUUUAGCGGGCGGUCGCGCCUCUUACCCAAGAGCUCGACUAUGCGGUUCGACUCCGUGGCCGAGGAUGACGACGCCAUGAGCACUGUAUCGGACCGGAACGACGUGUUUGCUGAGCGUGCGGCGCGCCGCGCCGCCCUCACGCCCGUCUCGUCCCGCCUCUCCGUGCUCCCUGCGCAUUCGAAGCCUGCGGCGGAGCCCAAGAUGAUCUACGUUCCCGGUCGCGGGUUUGUCAAGGCCGCCGAGGCGUCGGUGCCCAAGCCCGCUCCGAAGAACGACGCUGAUCGCAUCCUCGAGGCCCUCGAGGCGUCCCGCCACGCGACCUCUUCUCUUCUUCCGCCCCAGUUGGUCGGCGCGUCUACCCGCCAGCUGCGCAAGGCUAUAGCCGUACCGCUCGCGACGUCAGCAUCGACGUCCGAGCGUAAGGGCCACAAGGCCGAGUGGCUCAGCCACGGUGGCGGCAUCUCGUCGGCUAUCUCGCCAUACGGCCGCCGCCGCGCGAUAGACAUGCAGGCACGCGAGCAGCGCCGCGAGCUCCGCGCCGCCGAAUCGGAUACGGACGUGUCGGACAUGGAGGUCGAUGGGUCUGCGCUCUCUGUGCGUUCGACGGGAAGCUUGCGCCGACGCAGCACGCGCUCGCGCUCCAUGAUGAGCAUCUCGGAGAGCGAGGGAGGCGGCUCGGACAUGAGCGUGUCGGACGCGCGCUCACCUUCUCCCCGCAGGAGCGGGCGCCGCUCGACGCGAAACGGCAAGAGCCCGGCAGCCGAGGAGGAGACACCCAAGCUGCGCAGGAGUACCCGCCUCCGUACAAUUGAGGAGACCGCGUCGCCGUCGAAGUCCGCGCCACUGCCUCGGAGUAAGCGUGCCAAGAGCCCCGUGGCGGACGCCACGCCUCGCGCAAGCCGCCGGAGGAAGGCAACCACUCCUCUUUCCGAGAUCUCGCCCGAGCCGGCCGUCGCGGCUGCUGUCCCAAUCAUCAAGGAGACUGCCCCUUCGCCUAUUGCUUCCUCGAGCUACCAUGUCCGCGACGACUCUGUGCCGCGCGAGCGCUCCAGCCUCCGUGCUGGGCCCACGCGCAAUCGGCAGCACCAGGGGGCGGCAAGCUACACCUCGUCGCGUGCGACCAGCCCUGGCGCAGGCGGCGGUGGGCGCUUCUCCGCGCGCGAGGAGGACCUGCCUGACAUGGAUGAGCUGGAGAAGUUGUCAAAGCAAUCGACGGCCAAUUUCUCGGGCUUCUCGAUGCCGAGCUUCCCGACGUUUGAGAAGAAGGCCGAGGCACCCAAGGAGCCGAAAGAGAACGGGCAGUUGUCCAGCCGCAUCGCCGUCGCACCACAGCAGCCGGCGACUGCCCUAAGCCUUCCUAGCUCGGGUCUCAAGCCUCUGGGUAACCGGAUCGGCUCGACUCGGCCGAGGGCGAGCUCUCCUCUCGCCUCCAGCUCGUUCAUUGCUGAGCCCGACUCGCCGCAGACCAAGGAGCAUGUGAAAGAGGCGUCAAAGGAGCCUCAGGCUCCGCCUGCCGGCGGCUUCUUCUCGUUCUCGGGCUCUGCUGCGUCCACGCCUGGCCUCACGCCACCCAUUGCCGCCGGUUCUACCUCUGACUUCUUCGCGCCACCUAAGAGCCCCAUUAAGUCUUCCAGCCUCGGCCUCGGCAAGCCGUCAACCCCUCCCUCUGGUGGUAUCCCUAACUUUUUCGGCGGUACGACCACGCCCACCGCGCCUCCGCCCAAGGCGCCUUUGUUCGACUUUGGCAACAUCAAGCCUGCAGAGACUAUCAAGGCCCCGGAAAAGCCAGUCGAGAAGCAUUCCAGCACUGCGCCCUUCUCGUUUGGUAAGCCUAGGACUCCUGUGACUGGCACGGAGACACCCCAGGGGCCGUUGUCCUUGGCAGCCCCGUCCGCUCCCUCGGACAAACCCGAUACCACGCCCAACGCGUUCGUCUUUGACGUUAACAAGCCUGCCGACAAGCCCGCGGACGCCCCCAAGGCUACAUUUAGCUUUGGUGCGCCGCCUGCUCCGCCUGCGGACAAGCCAGCUGAACCCGCUAAGGCUCCCUUCUCGUUUGGUGCACCUCCUGCUCCUGCUGUGGACAAGCCGGUUGAGGCUCCCAAGCCAUUUAGUUUCGGCGCCCCGUCCGCUGCUCCUUCUGACAAGCCGGCUGAGCCUACCAAGGCUGCCUUCAGCUUCGGCACACCUUCUGCUGCUUCUGCGGACAAGCCUGUCGAGCAUGCUAAAGCUCCGUUCUCGUUCGGUGCGCCGGCGGCUCCUGCUGCGGACAAGCCUGCCGAGAGCAAGGCUCCCUUCUCCUUCGGCUCGAACAGCUCGACGCCGGCGCCCACCGACAAGGCGGCAGAGGCCCCUAAGCCGUUCUCUUUCGGCGCUCCUUCCGCACCUGCCACUGCAGCCGCAGCCAACGGCGACAAGCCGCCAUUCUCCUUUGGCGCUCAGUCUUCGGCGCCUACCGCUGGCUCUGGCUUCGGCAACACCGGCACGUCUGGGAGCACCAGCUUCUCCUUCGGCGGCGAGAAGAAGGCCGACGCACCCGCCACGUCAGCCUCCACCUUCUCGUUCGGCAACAACUCCGCACCCACUCCGAGCUCCGGCUUCGGUGCCCUCAAGACGAACGGCGACGCGGCUAAGCCCUUCGGUUUCGGGAACACGACGAGCACACCAGCCCCGUCGUCUGGAUUCAACUUUGGCUCCAACUCAACCGCUGCGUCUACUGGCUUCGGCUCCAACUCGAACACGUCUGCUCCUACCGGCUUUGGUGCGCCCGUGACCUCACCGACAACGACGGUGAGCAGCACUGGCUUUGGCGUGACUUCGCCCACGGCUGGCUUCGGUACCGGCUCUGGCUUCGGCUCCGCGUCGAGCUCAGCCACCAACUCGGCCAACAAGCCAAACUUCUCCUUCGGGAGCUCGUCUGCGGCGCCCGCUACGGGUGGGUUCGGCAGCACGCCAGCUGCUGGUACUGGCUUCGGCUCGACCCCAGCCCCUUCCACCGGCUUUGGCGCUCCUGCCCCUGCUUCUGGUGGCUUCAACUUUGGCUCCAACACGGCCAACGCGGCCAGCACCUCCAGACCAGGCUCCGCUUCGGCCGCGCCCUUCGGCUUCGGCACAACGUCGGGCGCAUCCACGCCGACCGGCACGUCUCCAGGCUUCCAGUUCGGUGCGCCUGCGAGCGCAGCCAGCUCAGCAAGCGCACCCUUCCAGUUCGGCGCGAGCUCCACGCCAACCGCACCUGGCUUUGGCGCGUCCAACACUGCGCCUGGCUCGACGUUUGCCUUUGGAGCACCCGCGGCAGGCGGUGCCCGCUUCGGCUCACCCGCACCAGGGGGGCAAACAGGGGGAGCAACCCCAGACGGCUUCAGCAUGGGCGUUGGGGCUGAGACGCCCGGCUCGCCUGGCGGCAGGAAAAUCAAGCCCCUCCGCCGAGGUGCAGUGAAGCGCUAG
Messenger RNA from Cutaneotrichosporon cavernicola, 4287 nucleotides. RefSeq lists its product as uncharacterized. Bases 1 to 4287 code for a protein of 1428 amino acids. The record is from RefSeq and is a predicted model, not a curated record. Lineage: Eukaryota; Fungi; Basidiomycota; Tremellomycetes; Trichosporonales; Trichosporonaceae. The transcript has 2 exons.